Molecule: messenger RNA, 1274 nt
Organism: Sabethes cyaneus
Lineage: Eukaryota; Metazoa; Arthropoda; Insecta; Diptera; Culicidae
Gene: bug
Product: thioredoxin domain-containing protein 15
Exons: 2
Coding region: 69-995 (308 amino acids)
Biological process (GO): cilium assembly
Cellular component (GO): cilium
Source: RefSeq, a predicted model, not a curated record
UACUAGUCAAAACAUACGCAAAAUAUUGAUAAAUCUGCUUCUUGUACUCAUAUUUUCUUCAUUCAAACAUGAAAAAUAUUUUAUUCAUCGCAAGUAUUAUAAGUGUCAUUACUUGCUGUAACGCCUUCCGCUUCAGUGGACUAGAAUUUUUCGCUCACAUCCUGAACGGGGACUUUCUUGAUUAUAAACCAUUUGGCGGCGGUACUGUGAAAAACGAAGAAACGUCUCAGUCUAUUACUUCUGCCGGCCAGAGUCAAAAUUCGUUCCUGGACUUUAUUACAUUCAAGGAUAAACAGUAUUGUUCCAUAUAUGAGGAGCAAACUUCAGAAGCAGAAGAGCUCAAAACAUCAGAGGGAAAACGGAAAACACUGAAGGUGAAAUGCGUUCCGGCUAAAGGCAAUGGUACACUGCACAUGAUUACAUCCCUCAAAGAAGUUAUUAGCAUAUUGGCCCCGCACGGUAAUUCUACUAAACGGACACAAGCUGGAAAUUGCGUUGUUAUGCUGUUCUACACAAAAACUUGUAUUCAUAGUGCAAUGAUGGCUCCGCAUUAUAAUGCCUUAGCGAGACAUUUUCCUGACCUCAAAAUAGCUGCUAUAGAUGCAUUUAGUUUUCACUCAUUGAAUACUGAAUUCGGAAUAGUCGGACUUCCGACAAUUAUGUUCUUUCACCAGGGGCGUCCCUUAGUUAAGUUUAACGAUACCGAGAUUACGCUUGAAACGCUGGUUAAAUUCGUAACCAAACAUAGUGGAGUAGAACCCGCAUUGCUGGUGAAUCACAAAUCAUCCAUAAACGUGCCACAUUACACAUCUGGCGACUUCAAGGGCCCGUUAUCCAAUAAAGUAGAAAAGCGAACUGACUACUGGCUGUACGUGGCUUGGAUUUUCAUAAUAUUAUGCGGCUGCUAUUAUUUUUCCAAAUCGGCUUUUUACGUUCAGAUGAUUGAAACAAUUAAACUAAUUUGGAGAGAAUCAGAAGCGCACCACCGUAAUUAGACAAUAUUGCACCAUUAGUUGAUAUGUUUGAGCGUUUUAUUUGGCUUAGUCUACAAACAACGUAGAACGUAGUGAAGAAUUGUGAAUUAUCUUAAUAUUAAAAUACUGAAAUUUGCUUCAGAAGGCUAUCAAAACUAUGUAAUUUUGCUGUCCGAGUAGAGAGCUUUGUGAUAUUAGGCAGAUAAGCUUCUACUUCUCACCUUUGGUCUGUCGGCCAGUGUAUUUAAUUAACAUAUCACAUUCAUUAGAUGUUAAUAUAAUUCUGUACCAACUUUUCAA